UGCCUGUCAUCUUUGUAGCUCGUCCUUGGCUGUGUCUGGUACACUUGAGCUUUACACGUUUAUUUCACGAAUACAGGUAGUGCUAAUAGUCCGACUUGGAAAUGGCAGACAUUAUUCCUUCGCCGGCUGUCACUGGAGAAGAAGAAACAGACCAGAAGACUGGUCUAGACCAGAAUACGUUUUUCAACGAGGGUGUGCAGCAAGCCCCGCCUCCCGUCUCCUCUGGGACUGAGUCAUACCCACCUAAAGCUAAUCAUGUUAUUCAGAGCAUUGGGGAAGAAGAUGGAGUGGAGCCUAAUGCUGCCCUGAAACCUCUUGCUGCUAGUGUAGAUGAAACCGACCAUACCGAUGAUGAUAAAAGCAACUGGAUUGAUGUCCUUGGGAACGGAUUUUUAUUAAAGAAAAUAUUAAAGCCAGGAGAUGGAGUAUCCUCUAGGCCCUCUCCACUAUCUGAAGUAACAAUGAGAGUACUGGGAUCGCUCCCGAAUGGAACUGUAAUAGAUAAACACAACUCUCUACGUUUUAUAGUCAGCGAUGGAGAUGUAGUACAAGCUGUAGAUAUUGUUGCUAGUUUAAUGCAGCGAGGAGAGAUCUGCUGUGUCAAGGCAAAUCCUAAAUAUGCUUACGGAUCACAAGGACGGUCGCCUAAUGUACCUCCGGAGUCUCCAGUGAUGUACGAGCUAGAAUUAUUAGAAGUAUUGCCGCCCCUUGAUCUAGAGUCUAUAUCUGAAUCAAGCCUCAUCCAAUAUUUAAACAAGAAACGUGGGCGUGGCAAUGAUUUAUUUCAGCGUAAAGAGUAUUCACAAGCAGUGGUGUCCUAUGGAAGGGCGGUAAAAACCAUACGUGAUUUCAGACGGCUGAGAAGAGAUGAGUCUUCAGAUGAAAUCAAUGACCUUUGGAUUAGGUGCUUAAACAAUUUAGCAGCUGCUCAAUUGAAAGUAGAGCAGUAUCAUGAAGCUUUGGAUUCAGCUAGAGAGGUCCUAAAAUGUGACCCUGACAACGUGAAAGCGCUAUACAGGUGCGGCAAGGUUCUGCUUCUUAUCGAUGAAAUUGAUGAGUCAGUUCAGUUACUGCAAAGAGCCUGUGAGCUUAGCCCUGAUGAAAAGGCUAUAAGUUCUGAGCUCCAGAAAGCAGUACGGAAGCAAAACCAGAAUAAGAAAUCAGAAAAGGAGCUCUAUCAGAGAAUGAUAAACCCUAAUGUUAAUAAAUCACCAAAAAAAUCACAGCCACAAUCUUCAAAGACAUCGGAUUCUAAUAAUAAUAAUAAUUCAUCUAGUUCAUGGGGAUGGAAGGGGAUUAUCAUAGGAGCAGGAAUAGCUGCUUUAGUCGCCGUAGGAGCUGUUGCAUUAUAUAAUAAAUACAGAAAAUAACCAAUUUAAAUAUUAGCGUUAUUAUUAUUAUUAUUGUUAUUAUUAUUAUUAAUCUUACUGACAAUUACUUUCACACAAUUACAAUGUAUUGUUGGCAUCUUUAUUUCGACAGAAUUUAUUGUUAUUAUUAUUAUUAUUAUUAUUAUUAUUACAUGUAUGUGUUGCUUGUUAAAACUUCAAACUUGAAACCUAAA
This is a messenger RNA of Amphimedon queenslandica, 1564 nucleotides long. Its product is annotated as peptidyl-prolyl cis-trans isomerase FKBP8-like. The coding region runs from base 102 to 1370 and encodes 422 amino acids. NCBI's taxonomy places the organism in Eukaryota, Metazoa, Porifera, Demospongiae, Haplosclerida, Niphatidae. Gene Ontology annotation, molecular function: protein folding chaperone; protein binding; peptidyl-prolyl cis-trans isomerase activity. The record is from RefSeq and is a predicted model, not a curated record. Gene Ontology annotation, biological process: negative regulation of apoptotic process; protein folding. The transcript has 10 exons. Gene Ontology annotation, cellular component: endomembrane system; cytosol; membrane.